UCCGACUCUUCCGCGUACGGAGUGAGGCUGGGAGUCUGCGCGAGAACGGAGGGACAGAGUGGCGAAGAAGAGGGCGGGGUGGCUUGCGCAGCGCCUGGAGGGGCGGCAAGGGGGCGUGUGCCGCCACUGCUGCUCAAGAGCAGCAGCGAGAGAUCGGGGCUACAAGUCGCCCUGCCUCUGGGCCGAGGGAAGGCGAAAACGUCGCGGGAGGAAAGCAUCCACAUAGCAGAAGUGGGUCGCAGCGCGCCUGGCGGGGACCCGGCAGGGCCGCCGCUGCCCACGCUAUAGAUGAACAUGCAGGAAGCAGAUCUAGCUGCAAAAAUGCUCCGAGCUGUUCUCCAGUCGCAUAAAACGGGAGUACCCUUUUCUCGUUUGCAAGGAGAGUAUAAAUCUUUAACUGGAGAUUGGAUUCCAUUUAAGCAGCUGGGACAUCCUACACUAGAAGACUAUGUGAAGAGUGUUCCCGGAGUUGUUAGGGUUGAAAUUAGUAAAUCUGGUGAGGUGAUUUGCCAUGCUGUCACUUGCCAGGAGACUGCAAGGAUUGCUCAGCUUGUAGCUCGCCAGAGAACUUCAAAAAGGAAAGUGAGCCGAGCAGUGAAUUGCAGGAUGAGGCUGAAAAAAACGCCUUCAUUCGCUUCAGUAGGCAAACCAAAGGACACUCUGAGGAAACCAGGAUUCUUGAAUUUCCCAGAGGAAAACAGGAGGCCUUCAUUUACACCCCUUAAAAGCAAAGGAAGCUCUACAGUUGUUAGACCCAAUAUGAACACUGCACCAUAUCCUCUGUCUCCAGUAAUUGGGAAUGCUGUACCGAAGGAAGCAUUAAUUCAAGAGCACAUGACUGCAACAAGCAGGCCUGAGAAAAGAGCACCGCUUCCACCUCGGUUUCAGAAAGAUCUUCAAGUUCAUUUAUCAAGAAACCUGUCUGGGGACUUGAAUGAAAACGUAAGAGACAUGAGACAAGUAGUAAUGCAACCUACCCCUGCUUGUCCUUCAAAUAUCCAAAUAAAUGAGAUUCAGAAGAGAAUUAAAGAUAUUCUGAAUAGGUUCAAUACUGGAAUAUGGUUAUCAAAAAUACCACACCUGUACAGAGAGGCAUAUGAAGAGGACUUGAAUUCAACCUUGCUGCCACAACUUGAACACUGGCCUCACAUCUGUGUGGCAGAGAAGAUGCAGUCUGGUGGCAUUAGGGAUGUACUUAUUUAUCCAGCUACAAAAACUAAUCAUUCGAUAAAGGGUGUCUCAAGCCAGGAGGGAAAGCCUCGGUCCCCAUUAAUAAAAGGGACUGUAGAGACCCAAGCUCCUGCACUCCAUGGGGACCUCAAGCAGCAGAUUGCUACUAUCUUGUUAAAAUAUUCCAGCGGCCUUUGGGCUAAUGCACUCCCAAAGGUAUAUGAAGACACCUACAAAGCAGUGUUUCCUCAUGAAGUUCUGAACAAACUUGACUUGCUGUCUGAUAUAUGCACAGUGGACUACAUAUCUGGCAACCCCAAAAAGGCAAUCCUCUAUGCAAAAUCCACUGAUGAGAACCAGAAUGUUCCUGGGAAAAUCCACAUACAUGAAGAGACCAGCAGAGACCUAAAGAGACCUAAAGAGCAACAGCCCACUGUGAUGUUGCAGGAGUCCCAGGAGGAAUUUACGGAGAAUAUAGCAGUGCCUCCUUUAAUUAUCCCUGUUCCUGGGAAAAUCCACAUACAUGAAGAGACCAGCAGAGACCUAAAGAGACCUAAAGAGCAACAGCCCACUGUGAUGUUGCAGGAGUCCCAGGAGGAAUUUACGGAGAAUAUAGCAGUGCCUCCUUUAAUUAUCCCAGCAGAAACUUCCCCAUCUGUGUUGGUGGUAGAAUUGAACACUACCAAUGAAGUUGUUGUCAGGUAUGUGGGCAAAGACUAUUCUGCUGCCCAGGAGUUAAUGGAAGACGAGAUGAAAGAUUGCUACUGUCGGAACCCCUUAGCUUUGCAGAUACAGUCUCCUAAGGUUGGGCAGCUUGUUGCUGUGCCUGCUGAAGAAGAAGCUUGGCUGCGGGCAGAGAUUGUUUCAACGGAAGGCAAUAGAAUAAAGGUGUGCUAUGUUGAUCAUGGUUUCAGUGAAAUAAUUGAAAAUUCCAAAGUGUACAAACUAGCCAAGCAGUUCUACUCAUUACCGUUCCAGGCUUCAAAAUGUAGACUAGCAGGGUUGGAGACCUUCUGUGAUGACCCUGUCUUGGUGAAGAUGGUAGAAUCACAAACCUGUGGCAAGAUAUUUGCUGUUGAAAUACUGGAGAAAAGUGAAAUUCCCCUUGUUGUCCUAUAUGAUACUUCAGGGGAAGAUGAUAUAAACAUCAAUGCUGUUUGCCUGAAGGCGCUUAGUGACAAAUCUCUUGAACUUCAUCUUCAGGUGGGAGCACUCUAUACAAACGUCGUCGUAACCAAUGUUUGUUCAGAUGGAACUUUAUACUGCCAAGUGCCGUCGAGGGGCCUGACCAAACUCUUGGAGGCUUUGCAGAAAUUGGAGAAUUAUUUCUACCACAAGCCGGCAACGGAAUACGCUGUGUCACUGCCUUACUGUGGCAUGAUUUGUUUGCUAAACUGUAAAGGAAAAUGGGCACGCGUGGAGAUAACAAGUGUUCAUAGUACUCGGGCUCUUGACGUACAAUUUAUGGAUACCGGUACAGUAGCAUCUGUAAAAGUAGCAGAGCUGAGAGAGAUUCCCUCAGUGUUCCUGCGUGAAAUCAUUGCAAUACCACCUCAGGCAACAAAAUGCUGCUUGGCUGACCUUCCUCUUCAAAUUGGCAUGUGGACGCCAGACGCUGUACUUUGGCUGAGAGAUACAGUUUUAAACUGUUUUGACUGCAGCAUUAAGGUGGUUAAACUGGAUGAUUCCAAAAGGAUUGCACAUAUCUAUCUAUUUACACCAAAGAACUUCCCAGAUCCUGACCGCAGUAUAAAUAGGCAAAUCACUAAUGCAGACCUGUGGAAGCAUCAGAAGGAUGUCUUCCUGAGUGCCUUCUCUAGUGGCUUCCUUCAUGGAAAGGGAGACAUGGACUUCUCGGAGCAGGCAAGCCCUGGGGUCAAGAAGAGUCUUGUGGACCCAUGUGCUCUGGAGCCCAGCAGUGUUGAAACACCCUUGACUUUGCCACCACCUCUGCCACUGGCCAAACCUGGGGAGCAGAUGGAUGUCUUUGUUUCCCUGGCCUGCCACCCUGGUUACUUUGUCCUUCAGCCUUGGCAAGAGAUGCACAGCUUAGAAGUACUGUUGGAAGAGAUGCUUCUACACUAUAGCACAGUAGACGAGAGAGAUGUCUCUGUAGGAAAGAACAAGCUCUAUGUUGCUAAAGUGGGGAAAAAGUGGCACAGAGUGUUAUUAAAAGGAAUACUGGCAAAUGGAUUGGUGUCUGUUUAUGAGCUGGAUUAUGGUAAACAUGAACUUGUCAGCAUCCAGAAUGUACGGUCUUUGCUUGACAAGUUCCGAAAACUGCCAUUUCAGGCCAUAACAGCUCAGCUUGCAGGAGUGGAAGGACAGCAGUGGUCAGAGGAGGCAUCGAUAGUAUUCCGAAAUCAUGUGGAGAAGAAGCCUCUGGUGGCACAGGUGGAAGCAGUUAAUGAUGGGGCUAAUCCGUGGGACCGAAAAGUAGUGACCUACUUAGUUGACACGUCUCAACCAGACACUGAUAUAUGGAUUCAUGAUAUUAUGACCCAAUAUCUUGUGGAGACUUCAAAGGCUAACUGAUUGGUUUUUGAAACCUUAGUAAUUUCAGCAAUAAGAAUGUGAUAGGCUUUUAAAAUACAUGAACGUUAACCUAGCUGUGAUUAAAAACUUCAGUUUACUUAUCUGACUUUUGCACUGUUUAAUGCUAAAACAUUGGGCUGGAAAUACAGAAUGUUACCUAUAUAUAAAUAAAUUACUGUUCUAUUUGAA
Molecule: messenger RNA, 3894 nt
Organism: Hemicordylus capensis (graceful crag lizard)
Lineage: Eukaryota; Metazoa; Chordata; Lepidosauria; Squamata; Cordylidae
Gene: TDRD7
Product: tudor domain containing 7
Exons: 17
Coding region: 289-3705 (1138 amino acids)
Biological process (GO): lens morphogenesis in camera-type eye; lens fiber cell differentiation; spermatogenesis
Source: RefSeq, a predicted model, not a curated record